GUACGUCGGCCAGAGAGCGCCAAGGAGUGCCAUUGUCACUGCCUCGGCGGAUUUCUCGUCAGUCAGUCGGUGGCCAGCGUUCUGAGCGACUGGAACAGCUUCGGAGCGGCUCCAAGCGCUCUAGCCAGGAUCAUAAUAGGUCUAGUAGUGCGUCUGCUUGCCGAGGCAUACGGACGGCGUUUGUGAAUUUGGAGUAUCGUUGUGACUGUAGCUAACAAAAUGGGCGGACGAACGGCAUUCCUCGCUCUUUUCCUAAUGGUGUCUUUCUACGCUGUGUCUGCCGAACCGGUUGUUCAGAGCCUGUCGGAGACGCAGGAGACUCUGGAGGACCUGAGCCACCCGUGUGCCCGCGAAUGUCGGCCUAAGGACACGAGGACGUGCCACUACCAUUUCAAGGUAGAAUGGUACAUCACGAUGAGCAAGGCCUGUUACGACUGUCCGUUCAACCUGACGGACUGCGCCCGUCCGCACUGCGUCGCCGCCGACGGAGUUGAGAGGCCCAUUGUGACUGUCAAUCGCAGACUCCCAGGGCCUGCAAUUCAUGUGUGCCUCGGAGACGAAAUCAUCGUGGACGUCGAGAACGACCUAAUGAGCGACUCCACGUCUAUCCACUGGCAUGGCAUCCACCAGAGCGGCACUCAGUACAUGGAUGGCGUGCCUUUCGUUACCCAGUGCCCCAUUCCAGCUGGGAACACCUUCAGGUACCAUUUCUUGGCAGAAAACGCUGGCACUCAUUAUUGGCACUCGCAUUCAGGUAUGCAAAGAACCGAUGGCAUGUUCGGAUCCCUUGUGGUCAGAGAGCCAGUGGAGGACGACCCUGUGAAAGAUUAUUACGACAUAGACGACUUCAGCCACAUGUUCAUUCUCACAGACUGGAUGGACGGUUUGGGCAUUGAUAAGUUCGUCAAUCACCAUCACACAGAGCAUGAAAACAAGCCAUACAACAUUUUAGUGAACGGAAGAGGAAAGCACAUGAUACACGAGAAGGACGGAUUGGAAGUCUAUGCUCCUCUACAGGAGAUCAUUGUGAAACCAGGGUAUCGUCAUCGUCUGAGAGCAGUCAGCAACAGCAUCCAAAACUGCCCAAUUGUCAUUUCAGUGGACAACCACACUCUAAUACCUAUUGCUAGUGAUGGCAUGCCUCUUGAACCCUUUCAAGUGGACUCUCUUACCAUAUAUGGUGGGGAGAGAUGGGAUUUUGUCGUCAAUGCGUCUGAGGAAAUGGGAACGUAUUGGAUAAAAUUCCAAGGCCUUUUGGAUUGUGAUGAACGGUUCAAGUCAGCUUAUCAAGUUGCAGUCAUGAGGUAUGAAGGUGCUAUAGGUUUCCCAGAUAGUUUGGAAAACGUGCCUUAUGAAUCUACUAUCCCAGAAGGCUUUAACAUAAACAAGCUAAAUGCAGCCCCAGGUGACGGUACCUUCUUCACUGCUGCAGAAAUGCGUUCUCUUGAUCAAGAUGAUUCAUUUGCUCGAGAACCAGACCACAAAUUCUGGCUUCACUAUGAUUUCAAGAACAAGGACAACUAUCUCUUCCAUAAUAAAGAGUACUACCCAUUUUUGUCAGUGGUGAAGCAACGCCAGGUCUACAUUCCCCAGAUAAAUGAGAUUAGCUUGAGAUUGCCCAACGUUCCCCCCUUAUCACAGCCAGAUGACGUUGAGUAUAGCUCCUUCUGUAAUGACACAUCUAAGCCAAACUGUAAAGGGGAGUUUUGUUACUGCCCUCAUGUUCUGAAUGUUGAAAAGGACAGCCUUGUGGAGCUCAUUUUGGUGGAUGAAGGUUUUGUGUACUGGGCCAACCACCCAUUCCAUCUCCAUGGUCAUACGUUUAAAGUUGUGGGAAUGGGAAGAUUGGGUGAAAACACCACUUUACAAGCGAUCAAGGACUUGGAUGAGGAGGGAUUAUUGGAACGUAACUUUGACCAUCCACCCACGAAAGAUACCGUGACCGUACCUGAUGGAGGCUAUACUAUCGUUCGUUUUAUUGCAAAAAAUCCAGGAUAUUGGCUCUUCCACUGUCAUCUUAGCUUCCACGUGGAGGUUGGGAUGGGUCUGAUUUUCAAAGUCGGUGAACGUUCUAUGCUGCCAAAAGUUCCGAAGGAUUUCCCUCGAUGUGGUCACUGGAAGCCAAAACCUGACCCUGAUUUUAGGAAGAAUCUGUAUACCUUUUUGAAGGAUCAACAUGAAGGGAAAGUGUCAGUUAGCUUGGAUCUUUUGCCUUCAGGGGAUAAAGGUGCAGGGCCCACUUACAUUGCUGUGCCUGGCAACCCGAAUGUUCGACCAUUUUCAUCAGGUCAAGACGGUCUCAUGCUUAUGUUAUCUGUUCAUUUCUUUUCCUUGGUUAUGAUGCUUUUACUGAGGUAGCUCAGUUUUUGAUGGAUUGCAUUCCACCAAACAUUAGCAUAAGCUGUAUUCCAAAGACAAAUAUCUAUUAUGUGUUUCUGUUGGACCAUAUCACUUUUUGGAAUUCAGAAAGUACAAAUUAUUCCAAAUUUUGAGGCUUAUAUUUAAUACAGAAUAUUUUUCUAAAACAGAAACUUGUUUUUGCAACUAAAUUUCAUUAGAUAUGUUACCACAGAGCAGUACACAGUACUUUAUUACUAAUCUAUAAUUAAGAUAUAUAGCACAAGAGUAUGCUGCCUUACUUAGAAGGAAGUAAAAUGCUCAAAGACUAGUAUCCUUGCUGCACAGUGGAUAAGCUUUACAUGAUUCUUCUAUGAGUGAUAAGCUUUGAUGGUGCACAUGGAAGAAGAAAUGAGUCUUUAUGGCUAUUCUGUGAUAGUUUUCUAAGCAAUUAGUAUCUCAUGGCUAGUGAGGGCUGAACUAACAAGAGAACUGUAAAUCUUAUACAUAAAUGAAUUAUUUAAGUGAUUUCUGUACAUUUCGAAUGAGAUAUUUAUUUAUGGUAUGGUUUCCAAUACUAGAUAUAAUUACACAUAAAGGUUAAAUUUCCAUUGCUGGUGUAUCUUUAUAGUAUUUUGAGAUGCAGUAAUUUAUGAGUUGUGUUUCAUGAGUAAAGUGAAAGGAAAUAAUAGCUAGAAAAAGAGGUUCAAGUUAUGAGCGAUAAAUUGCUAGGUACUGUUAGGAAGUUUCGCCAGUAUUAAUGUAAAGAAAAACAAAUAGCUUUGGCGUUCAGUCAUACUGUAGUUAGAGGUUGUUCCACAAUACUAGCAAAAAAAUAUAAAAAAUGCACCCAAUGACAUUGAAGGAAACCAAGGCAUGAAAUACAGUUUUUAUAAAAGACAUCAUAUUACACAAGAAAUAGAUUGCAUUUUAUCCAAUUACUGAUGGGCAUUGCUCAGGUUUAGCCUCUUACUUCCAUUAAUGUAUUAGAAAGUAUCAUAAACUAUUUAUUCCUAUUCAACUAGAGUGGUAGUUGUAACUUUUAUGUGAUAGUAAGAAUGUAUUAGUCCCUAAAUUUUUGUUACUGUUAUGUAUUGGGUAUUGGGAAGGGUUCAUGAUUCAUUCUCUUUGUAAAAUAGUGUAGUCCUCUUCUUGCACUAAGAUGUUUUUGAUAGUUUUUGUCCUCAGCAUUAUCUUUCCUAGUUAUAUAAUUUUUUUCUGUGAUUCUUUAAUAUUAAGUACGUACUUUGAAAGGUAUGGUAUAUUUGUUAUUGCAGUUCCUCACAGAAUAUUACAAAGUUUGUUAUAUUUUAAAUUUCGUAGAGAUACAAGAGGGAUGUUAACCUCAGGUGCAGUAAAUAUUGUUCAAGUCUUCAGAGAUUUUAUCUAUAUUCUAAAAAUAAAUUUACUAUUACUAAAAAAUCUGGAAGUUGAAAAUAACUUAUUAUUGUUAGACAUUGUGCAAGGGCAUCUCAACCACACUUUCCAUAGUUAAUCCUCUCUGCCUUUUGUGAAGUACUAAAUGAAAGUAUAUACCAUGUCUGUUUCUUGAAAAAUAUGAAGUGUAAGAUGUAAAAUCAUGUGAGGGCAUUGUUACACAUAUAAGCUGGCUUAGAAUCUGAUGCUGAUUGAGUUUUGUGAAAGAGUUGGGGUAGAAGUAAUUUAGUUUGUGGUUCUUGUCUUAUAAUUAAAACCAUAGCUCUUUAGCUUUCAUAUUGUCUUAGCACUUCAUGCAUUGUGAAUGACAUUAUCAGAAGGAUAUUACUUGUAGGUACCUUGUAAUUAAUAUGCAGUUGAGGAAAUUUGCAGGUUGAACAUAGGGGUAGAUGCCUCAGACAGUGUACUUUUUAUGUCCUGUGGUUAUCAGAUGAAUAGAACUCUUUUCAAUAUGUGAAUCUCCCAAUAUCAAGGAAGAUCACGUGCACCUAUUUUCAGUGGGAAAGUGAUGUGAUUUUUAUUAAUUUAUGAAUUUAUUUUUGAGCUCUCACUUUGUUGUUUUUAUUGGAAUAUGAUUUAAUGUGUAUGUUCCUAACUAGCUGUAGAUGAUUGCAAGUAGCCUUGUUUUGUUGUGUAAACCUUAUGAACAUUCAGUGGAAUGGAGUUCUUUUUGUGUUGCUGCUCUACUGACUUUCAGUUUUAAACAUCGUACUGUAAUAAAUAAA
Molecule: messenger RNA, 4499 nt
Organism: Macrobrachium nipponense
Lineage: Eukaryota; Metazoa; Arthropoda; Malacostraca; Decapoda; Palaemonidae
Exons: 16
Coding region: 220-2358 (712 amino acids)
Molecular function (GO): copper ion binding; oxidoreductase activity
Source: RefSeq, a predicted model, not a curated record